AUGGAGAGAACCAAUCACACAGUGACUGAGUUCAUCCUACUGGGCUUCACAGCAAACCCUGUGAUGCAGUUGGUCCUGUUUGUGGUGUUCCUUGUAGUGUAUUCUCUAACUGUGUUAGGAAAUACCAUCCUCAUAGUGUUGAUCUGUAAUGACUCCCGCCUAUACACACCCAUGUAUUUUUUCAUUGGGAAUUUGUCCUUUUUGGAUCUCUGGCUGUCCUCUGUCUACACUCCAAAGAUCCUAGUGACCUGCAUCUCUGAAGACAAAAGCAUCUCCUUCGCGGGCUGUGUGGCCCAGUUCUUUUUCUCUGCAGGGCUGGACUACAGUGAGUGCUACCUGCUGGCUGCCAUGGCUUAUGACCGCUACAUGGCCAUCUCCAAGCCACUGCUUUAUGCCCAAGCCAUGUCCUUCAAACUAUGUGCAUUUUUGGUAACAGCCUCUUACCUUGGUGGUUUUGUGAACUCUUCUAUCAUCACCAGAAAAACGUUUUCCUUUGACUUCUGCCAUGACAAUGUUAUUGAUGACUUUUUCUGUGACUUGCUUCCCCUCGUGAAGCUGGCCUGUGGCCGAAAGGAAGGCUACCAGGCCCUGAUGUACUUUCUCCUGACCUCCAAUGUCAUUACCCCCAUUGCGCUCAUCCUGGCCUCCUACCUCAUUAUCAUUGCCACCAUCCUGAGGAUCCGCUCCACCCAGGGCCGCCUCAAGGCCUUUUCCACUUGCUCUUCCCACCUGGUAUCUGUGACCUUAUACUAUGGCUCCAUUCUCUACAUCUACUCUCGCCCUAGAUCUAGCUAUUCUUUGGAUAAAGACAAAAUAGUUUCUACGUUUUAUACCGUGAUGUUUCCCAUGCUGAACCCCAUGAUCUACAGCUUGAGAAAUAAGGAUGUGAAAGAGGCUCUGAAUAAACUCUUCAAGUAA
Messenger RNA from Lepus europaeus (European hare), 918 nucleotides. RefSeq names its product olfactory receptor 9G19-like. Lineage: Eukaryota; Metazoa; Chordata; Mammalia; Lagomorpha; Leporidae. The record is from RefSeq and is a predicted model, not a curated record. Gene Ontology annotation, biological process: G protein-coupled receptor signaling pathway; sensory perception of smell. The transcript has a single exon. Gene Ontology annotation, molecular function: G protein-coupled receptor activity; odorant binding; olfactory receptor activity. Bases 1 to 918 code for a protein of 305 amino acids. Gene Ontology annotation, cellular component: membrane.